UGAAACACGCAUUUAUAGUGCACCAAAAUUGUCUUCCUCUCUACUCCAUGGGCAUGGCCAACCCGAUCUCUCUCCCUCUAUAUGAAAAAAUCCCACACAAAAAUACUUUACAAAGAGCCUUUGAUACCUUAAUCUUUCUCCUUCUCCUUUCUCUCCUUAUUUAUCGUCUCCUCUUCCUCAACAAUCAUGGUCUCACUUGGCUCGUUGCUUUUCUAUGCGAGUCAUGGUUCACCUUCACUUGGGUUCUAAUCAUCAGCUCCAAAUGGAAUCCCGUAGAAAAUAAAACGUACCCAGACCGCCUCUUGCAACGGGUACCUGAGCUUCCAUCAGUGGACAUGUUUGUGACAACUGCAGACCCUGUGCUAGAACCACCAAUAAUCACGGUAAACACCGUGCUCUCUUUGUUGGCAAUUGAUUAUCCAUCUCACAAGCUAGCUUGCUACGUAUCGGAUGACGGUUGUUCUCCAAUCACUUACUACUCUCUUGUGGAAGCCUCAAAGUUUGCAAAGCUUUGGGUUCCAUUUUGUAAGAAGUACAAUAUUCAUGUUAGAGCCCCCUUUAGAUACUUUUCCACUAACCCCCAAACGCUUGGUGGUAGUUCAAGUGAUUUUCAACAGGAAUGGAAAAGAAUGAAGGAUGAAUAUGAACGACUAAGCUGCAAAAUUGAGGAUGCCGUCCACAAGUCAGUGCCAUGUGAUCUUAGUGGGGACUUUGCAGAAUUCUCUAAUGUAGAACGCAAAAACCAUCCAGCUAUUAUCAAGGUAAUAUGGGAGAACAAGACAGGUCUUCUAGGUGGAUUGCCACACUUGAUCUAUAUAUCAAGGGAGAAGCAGCCAAAGCAUCCACAUCAUUAUAAAGCAGGAGCCAUGAAUGUUCUAGCCAGGGUCUCUGGUUUGAUGACAAAUGCUCCUUACAUGCUGAACGUAGACUGUGAUAUGUUUGUCAACAAUCCUAAAGCUGCUCUUCAUGCAAUGUGCUUGUUAUUGAGUCCCAACAGUGAAAAAGAAAUCGCAUAUGCUCAAUUUCCUCAAGUGUUCUAUGAUGGAUUAAAGGAUGAUCCAUAUGCCAAUCAGUUCGUGAUUUUUUAUGAAUAUCUGGGGCGUGGAAUAGCAGGACUUCAAGGACCUUUAUAUGGUGGAACAGGAUGCUUUCAUAGAAGGAAAGUUAUCUAUAGUCUAUCCCCAAAUAAUGUAGAUCCAGUAAAUGAAAAAUUAAUUGAAUCUAUUCUCUUAAAUUUUGGGAGUUCAACCGAGCUGAUCAAUUCAGCUGCUAAAGCUUUGAAAGGGAAGACAAAUACAGUGGCCAAUCUUCGAAAUUCUAUUCAUGCGGCAAACCAAGUCUCUAGUUCCUGUUACGAGUAUGGAACAAGUUGGGGCACAACGGUGGGCUGGAGAUAUGGAUCGACAACAGAGGAUAUUCACACAGGACUAAUGAUCCAUAAAAGAGGUUGGAGAUCCAUAUUCUGUACACCGCAUCCACCAGCCUUUUUAGGGUGCGCACCUUCAGGUGGACCUGCUGCAGCGACACAAUUGAAGAGGUGGGCCACAGGCCUGCUUGAAAUUCUUUUCAGCAAAAGUUGUCCCUUAUUUGCCACACUCUUUGGAAAGCUUCAAUUUAGGCAAUGCCUAGCCUAUCUUUGGAUCCUCACGUGGGGCAUGCGCCCUGUUUUUGAGCUAUGCUAUGCUGCUCUGCCAGCGUAUUGUAUCAUUACCAACUCUCACUUCUUGCCCAAGGUUCAAGAACCGACAUUAUAUAUAUUAGUUGCAAUCUUCGUCAUUUACAACAUAUCCACUUUAUCCGAGUAUCUACGAGCCGGCGAGUCAAUUCGAGCUUGGUGGAAUAACCAAAGAAUGUCAAGAAUAAACACAAUGAAUGCAUGGUUAUUCGGAUUUCUAAGUGUCAUACUCAAGCUCUUAGGAAUAUCUGAGACAGUCUUUGAAGUAACACAAAAAGACCAAUCUAAUGAUGAUGCCAAUGAUGUUGAAGCUGGAAGGUUCACCUUCGAUGGGUCCCCAAUUUUCCUCCCAGGUACAACCAUUUUACUGGUGCACCUAACUGCGUUGGUUGUGACUUUGUUAAAGUGGCAACCACCACCUAGUGAUGGGCAUGGGUCAGGGCUAGGGGAGGUCUUCUGCAGUGUGUAUUUGGUGAUAUGGUUCUGGCCAUUUUUGAAGGGUUUAGUUGGGAAAGGAAGACAUGGAAUUCCCUUAUCCACCAUAUGGAAGUCAGCUGCUUUGGCAUUACUUUUUGUGCACUUGUGCAGAAGGACUACAAUGGAUUGA
Messenger RNA from Quercus lobata, 2282 nucleotides. RefSeq names its product cellulose synthase-like protein H1. Bases 48 to 2282 code for a protein of 744 amino acids. Gene Ontology annotation, molecular function: cellulose synthase (UDP-forming) activity. Lineage: Eukaryota; Viridiplantae; Streptophyta; Magnoliopsida; Fagales; Fagaceae. Gene Ontology annotation, cellular component: membrane. The record is from RefSeq and is a predicted model, not a curated record. Gene Ontology annotation, biological process: cellulose biosynthetic process. The transcript has 9 exons.